Molecule: messenger RNA, 1038 nt
Organism: Arthroderma uncinatum
Lineage: Eukaryota; Fungi; Ascomycota; Eurotiomycetes; Onygenales; Arthrodermataceae
Exons: 1
Coding region: 1-1038 (345 amino acids)
Source: RefSeq, a predicted model, not a curated record
AUGACUCUGUUUGUCUCCUUGUUUUCUCGUCGACGUUCUCGCCAGGCCCGCGAGGAGAAUGCGUUAGCGAGUGAUGCUGCUGGUGCGGCGUCUGCAGUGCAGAAGAAUGGGACCAACCAAAAAGCACCUCGGGUUGAGCUCGACCUUCCACACAUCAAACCGUCCGAGGGACCACCCCGGCUCGAAUUUGAUAUCGAACCCAGAGACGAUGACGACAAGCCCGUGAACCCAGCCUCGGUAGAACUCCCCACGUCGCCACAGAAUGGCCGGCCAGAGUCGCCGGGGACGGUGGUGUCCAAGAAACGGUCGUUGUUGUCGGUAAGAAGCUUACAGGGGAACGAUGGACAGCAGCCCUUCUCCCAGGAAGGGAGGAGACGGCCUCGUCGGAUCUCUGUCUUCUCGUCGCUCAGAUCUAGACCUUCGACUGCGAUGUCGACUGCAACAGAGCCCGUGCCGGAGCUUCCAAGGUCGCCCAUCUCACCACACAGCAGCCGAACUUACUUCCCUCCAGACCCCAAGUUCCAGCUUGAUCUGAAGCCAGAGGCCUUUGGCAAGGCGUUUAACGGAUCAACCCUGCCCUUUGUUGAAGAAGUGUUUGGGGACAAUCCUGAAACAUCAUCGCAAUCUCCCGGCUGGCAGAGUCGUCAAAAGACCAGCACCACUUCAGAUUCAGGAAACCAUGUUUCACGGGAAUGGACAUUACCAGAUUUAUCAUCGGUCAUCAAUGGAGAUACCUCGAACACAAAUACAAAUACAAAUACUACAGUAACCCAACCCGGCUCCCCAGCUAAUGGAACAUCCACUCAGCAAACCACCAACGCCUACUCAGAGACGACAGAAAAGAGUUCAUCAGAGACCCUCCCAUCGCCGCCAUUGCCUACUUCGUCGGGAUCAGGAUCGGUCAAAUCUACUAAUCGCAACUCACUAAAGAGAUUCCUCAGCAAGAGACAACCACCACACUUGCUUCGGGGCAACACACCAUCUCCCCCAACCGCCACCACAUCUACUACCACGACAAAUGGUGUGGCGGCAGAGUAG